Adineta ricciae is the source of this 1881-nucleotide messenger RNA. Lineage: Eukaryota; Metazoa; Rotifera; Eurotatoria; Adinetida; Adinetidae. The record is from the annotation of a GenBank genome assembly.
AUGGCUCAACCAACACCGGAGGAACUUGAUCGACAACUUGAUGAAUUUAUCGAUAAUCUUGUCGAUAACAAAGAUAAUUUACCAUCAGCUGAACUUGAUGAUGCUUUCUGGAAAGAUCUCGAAGGACAUCCAUUUUUCAUGAAAGAAAUGCCAGCCGACGGUGCUGAACUCCAUCCCGCAGCAGCUGCUUUGCAAGCUUUGAAAUGGGACGAUGACGAUGAUACACCAUUAGAUAAAGCAAUCAAAUUUAAAGACGAAGGCAAUAAAUACUACGAAUUGAAAAAGUAUCGUAAUGCAAUUCUUGCGUAUACCGAAGGGAUAAAACAACGUUGUUCGGAUCCGACUACCAAUGCAGUUUUGUUUUGCAAUCGAGCAACAGCGAAUUUUUACUUGGGAAAUCAUCGCUCAGCUCUACGCGAUUGUGUUCUAUCGAGAAAGUGUAAACCGAAUCAUUUAAAAGCUUACAUAAAAGCAGCUGAAUCGUGCAUGAAAUUAAGCAAAUAUCAAGAAGCUCAAACUUGUAAUGAGAAACUCAUCGAAAUGCGUGAUCGAGCGGCCAGAUUGCAGAAAGAAAAAGAACGUGACGAAAGAAAACAACAAGGUCUCGAACGAAAACAAAGAAAUAAACAACAAAAAGUUCUAAAUGUUGUCAAAAAACAAAAUAUUCGAAUACAAGAAGAUCCAUCUAUCGACAUAUUUGACAUUAGUUCGAAUCCGGCCGGAAGUUGUAUACAACUGAACGAACAGGAUCAAACGUUGACAUUCCCAGUUGUAUUUCUCUAUCCAGAAUAUGGACAGACUGAUUACAUCAAAGAAUUUCAUCAGGAUACGAAACUUAUCGAUCAAUUAACGGAGAUGUUUCAAUCGCGUGCACCCUGGGACGAAGAAGGCAAAUAUACAUUAGAUCAAAUGAGUAUCUAUUAUGAAGAUCGAGAUAAACACGAAUUGAAGAUCGUUCCAUUGGACAAAACACUUCUUCAAACCCUUCAAUUGCCAGGAUUUGUCGUUCAACUCGGUAUGCCGAGUUUAAUAGUAAUGAUUCCUAAUUCGGCCUUCGCUAAACACUAUUUGAAAAUGUUUGCUACUCUAAAGCUUGCACUAACGCUGGCUAUUAUUCGAUUGACACCGUCGCAUUUAAGUCCAAGAGAUUUUACUAUACAAUUACAGAAUAACUUACGACGGAAACGAAACAACGACGCGAUACAAUUCGAACAACUUCUAGUCGAUGUAUGUUUACUGCGAAAAUCGACGCGAGCAAUCAGAAUUCCAACGCACGUGUUGGAUCUACUUGAUCAUCACGGAAGAUUUCUUCAGAAUGUCUUUACUCACUCUGUCGAUAUGAAUAUCGAAUUGCAAACUGUAAUCAUGGAAACUAUCGAUCGACUUUUUGAAUUAAUGAAACAGAACUUACUACGGAUUCAAGAUGAAACAUAUGAAAUCAUGUUCAAACAAUUGAUCACUAUGAUUGCUAGUUACAGUGUCAUACCCAACAUUCAAAAGCAUUGUAUUCAGCAUAUACAAGACUUCAUUCGAUUGAUUAUGCUGUAUAUAAAACAGUCAAAAAUCACAACCAGUGGGCAGCUACUCAUCGAACAAAUCGGUUGUCAAUCAUCGUAUUUCUUAUUGGUUUUUGAGCAAAUACUCAUUGAAUUAUUUGCUUUGUUCCAUCACGCAAAUCUCGAUGCAAUCUAUGCUUCGAUUCUCAUCAACAUCCUACAAAAAUUAAUUACAAUACACGACAGUACAACGUUAGAACAAAUACUCAAUAAUGAAUCUGUUCGUCAACAAUUCCAUGCGUUGCUCUACGCAUGUUUAGCUAUGAAUAAUAAUGAAAGUUCAUUAGUUGUUUGUCUCUGGAAUAUUUAUAGUCGAAUUUUAUGA